Messenger RNA from Leptosia nina, 2004 nucleotides. Lineage: Eukaryota; Metazoa; Arthropoda; Insecta; Lepidoptera; Pieridae. The record is from the annotation of a GenBank genome assembly.
AUGGAAGUAGUGAGCGAUGGUUAUUAUAGAGUUGUGUGUAGCGGUUGUCUGAGUGUCGAGAGGAGUAUGGUUGUAAUAAAUGCUGCAUCUGAGAUUUGGAAAAUAUAUAAACAUAUUGUUGAGGAAAGCGCGGAUGGACGAUUGGAUGAUUCCUUAUGUGUUAUGGAUGUAUCACUGUGCUGGGAGUGUGUCGCCUUGCUGAGGAAGUUUGAGAAGUUCAAACGACAAGUGCAGAACGCUCAUGAACAUUUGAGAGUAUUAACCUUAAGCCAGGGUCAUGAGUCAUUUGAUCACACGUACAUGUCCCAAUCCCUGUCUUCUCUCGAGCACUGUAUAAAACAUGACUACGACAGAGUAUAUGUGGACUACGCACAGGAAAUUGAGCAAUGGUCUCAACCGUAUAUCACUAUAACCACUUCAAAUGAUAAGGUUAAAAAUGAAUCUUAUGAUGUGUCACAGGCGUUAAGAGAGCAAAUUAGCCUGGCUAUAGAUGACCAGGUUUUGGAAGUACCAGAAUUAAUAUUAAAGAACCCCGUGACUGGAACUCUAUCCCAUAUUGUGGUGGGAAAAGAUGCUUUGGUUUCAUCUGCAGAAUAUAACUCAGUUAAGGGAGAGUUUGCUGAAUUGGCUAUUGACCCACCCCAAACGUCAAAUGCAAACACGUCAAAUACCCAGUCUUUAGUAGUGAGCAGCGAUUUUGUGGGAGAAUAUACUUCUCAGGAUGAAUUAUUCACUACGAGGGCUCCGCCCCCGAAUCAGGACGAGUCGAUUAGAUGCAAAGAAGAGGAAUCAAAGUGCGGCUUUGUUACUCAGUAUAUGACACAGGAGGAAAUGCUUGCUGCGAGGGAGGAGCAAAAGAAAAAAGUUCAAUAUGUAAGUGCGGUGUACAAGUGUGAAUUGUGUAUAAUGGAGUUUUAUAUUCAGCAGCAGGUCGAAGAACACUUCGUGGCGGCCCAUAGAGAGCGCCCCGGUUGCAUGCCUUGCAAAAUUUGCUACGUCUUCGUGGAAACGGCGAAAUUCCAAGCGCACAUAGACAAGCAUUAUAUACGGUAUAUAUGCAAAAUGUGCGGGAAGGUGGAGUACAGCAGCAAACUAAUGUCCCUCCACGUACAAGGUCAUUUGGAUAAGAAGGUGUCGAACGGCAUAAUCCAGAUUGGGGAUAUAAACCUCGUUAAAAAGCAUAAAAAGAAAAAGAAGGAAAAUGCACCAAAGCCGGGUGAUUUGAGAAAAUUGUUGUCGAAGACGACUAUAGUUGGUUACCAGUGUCUGGAGUGCGAUAUGUUCUUCAAAACAUCCCGCGCCAGGAAGAACCACGUCGCAAGAGCCCACAGAGAAGGUCUGCAGUGUGACCUGUGCAAAAAACGUUUCGUCAAUAAAACGACGCUUAUAACACAUUUGAGACUCCACGACGGCCCCUUGCCCCGCGAGAAGUGUCCCAUUUGUGACAAAAUGGUCCGCGUCAUACAACUCAAGUACCACAUAAGGCGACACCAGGAGAAAAGCCGCUUCGAGUGUUCGGAGUGCAACAAAGUGUUUUCGCAGCUGGCAACUUAUCAGGCGCAUCUUAAGUAUUCUAGGGCGCAUGCGUCGGACAACGUCUUCAAAUUUCCAUGUCCAAUGUGUCACAAGGGCUAUCCGACCAAGGAAGCUAUGCAGGAUCACUUCAAUUAUCAACAUCUCGGCAAAACUACUCACAAAUGUCCGAUAUGUAAUAAGCCGAUAGCAUCAAAAGCGAACAUCGAGAAACACAUAAUGAGGGUGCACAGAGAAAAAAAGGAAAAGCCAAGAAAUCACAUGUGUAAUAUUUGCGGGAAGAAAUUUUCGGACAAAAAAGCGCUAAACCAACACGAAGUCAUUCAUUCAGCGGACCGCCCGUUGACGUGUGAGAUCUGUUCGCAAACUUUCAAACAAAAGGCGUCUCUGUACACGCACAAAAAGCGCGUACACAAAGUGGUACCGCCGAAGCGUGUCGUCGAAUUCAUGGACAAGAAUGAAACAGUUUAA